AACCAGGUACGCAUAAUUAUUUAUUUAUAAUUACUAAAAAUUAAAGUUAAAAACAUGAUUAGCCGCAAGACUGGAUGGACACGGGUGUACAAAUUCCGUAUGUUGGUUACUCUUUUUCCUUUUCCAGUGAUUUGGUGUCUGCACUGUAAUCUCCAUCGGCAUCUUUCGUUCUUGGCAUUGCGGUGCUGCCACGGCUCUUCUAUGCCCCUUAACCGGAGCUUCAUUUCUAGCACACACGUAUCAUGGCAUAGUGUCAUCAUGCCCCCAAAAUUAGCAUCCCUUUUGUAAUUUAUCAAUUUUCAAUUUUAUUAUUGCGUCAGAAAAGAAAAAGAAAAAAGAAAAUCCUUAUUAUUAAGUCACUUAUAGGAGGUUGGGACUCCAUCACUUCACUUUAGAAAGAUGAAGAGGGAAAGGGUGGAAGACGCGAGAGGGGAAUGCUCUAGUAGUGCGAAGGGAAAGAAGAUGUGCGAGGAAGAAGAACGCGAGGACAAGUUGCUGGCGGGUGUAGGGUACAAAGUGUGUUCCUCAGACAUGGCUGACGUGGCACAGAAGCUCGAGCAAUUGGAGAUGGUGAUGGACGAAGACGGAAUUCCCCAUCUCCCCACCGACACCGUGCACUACGACCCAACCGAUCUCUACGGUUGGGUCCAGAACAUUCUCACCGAAAUCAACAACAACAACGAUAACGCACUCAACCACACCACCGUCAACGCUCUCCUUCCCUCGCCGUUUAUCGCCGAUUCCGAGAACGACCUCAGAGCGAUUCCGUUACCCUACGUCCAAGCCUAUCCGCAACCGGAAAAUCAAAUUCAAAACCAAAAUCACUACAAGCGUUUCAAGAGUUCCUCCUCGUCUUCUCCGCUGUCGCCGGCGGUUUCCUCGAUUUCAUCGGAAAACGCGCUUCCGGUGGUUCUCGUGGAGGAAGCAGGCGUGCACCUCGUCCACGCGCUCAUGGCGUGCGCGGAGGCCGUUCAGCUUGGAAACGCGAGCCUCGCCGGGGCUCUCGUGAAGCACGCGGGAACCCUCGCGGCGUCGCAAGGCGGUUCCAUGGGGAAAGUCGCGUCGUUCUUCGCUCAAGCACUCGCUCGAAGAAUCUACGGUUUCUACCCGCACGAAACCCUAGACUCUACCUACUCCGACACACUUCACAUGCAUUUCUAUGAGUCAAGUCCGUACCUGAAGUUCGCGCACUUCACCGCGAACCACGCCAUCCUCGAAGCCUUCGCCGCCGCGGAAACGAUUCACGUGAUCGAUUUCGGCCUGAAGCAGGGGCUGCAGUGGCCGGCGCUGAUGCAAGCGCUGGCAGUCCGUCCUGGAGGUCCGCCGGCGUUCCGCCUCACCGGAAUCGGUCCGCCGCGACUCGACGACACGGACUCCGACGCGCUGAGUCAGGUCGGUUUGAAGCUCGCGGAACUCGCGCGAACGAUUAAGGUUCGAUUCGAGUUCCGCGGAUUGGUGUGUAACAGCUUGACGGAUCUGGAUCCGUCCGUGCUAGAAAUCCGUCCCGGAGAAUCCGUCGCUGUGAACGCCGUCUUCGAGCUUCACCGGUUGCUAGCGCGACCUGGAGCGAUAGAAAGCGUGUUAGCGACAAUUAAGAUGAUGAAACCGGAGAUAAUUACCGUGGUGGAGCAAGAAGCGAACCACAACGAACCGGUGUUUCUGGACCGGUUCACGGAGGCGUUGUACUACUACUCGAGUUUGUUCGACUCGCUGGAGGGAUCGGCGGCGGCGCCGAGCGAGGAGGCGUUGGUGAUGUCGGAGAUGUACCUCGGGAGACAGAUAUGCAAUGUGGUGGCGUGCGAGGGGGAGGAGCGCGUGGAGAGGCACGAGACGCUGGGGCAGUGGAGAGGGAGGCUCGGUUCGGCGGGGCUGGAACCGGUUCGGUUGGGUUCGAACGCUUUCAGACAAGCGAAGAUGUUGCUGGGACUGUUUCGCGAGGGGGAAGGGUAUAGGGUGGAAGAGAACAAUGGGUGCCUCAUGCUUGGCUGGCACACGAGGCCACUCGUCGCUACCUCCGCGUGGAGACUCGCACCCGCUGAGUUCACUCGCUGGGUCCGUGUUGGGAAAAUGACCUGAACUCAUUACUCAUAUACUGUUACUGUAGAUUGUUUUCUUGAGUUACUUUACACCUUGGAAUGGGAUGAUUCAUGAAUAUUCCAAGUCAAACUUGAGUGAGUCAGUACUCAGUAGCCAAGUGAGUGAGUGAGAGAGGGUAAAUAAACAUAGUAAAAAACCAACUAAAUAUCCUAAUUUUAAUCAUUCUGUUAUCGAUUACCCUUCUUAGUUCUUAGUCAAAUUAAUGAAAAUAAUUCGUUGGAUUAUGUUCAAAA
This is a messenger RNA of Cajanus cajan (pigeon pea), 2330 nucleotides long. Its product is annotated as DELLA protein 1. Lineage: Eukaryota; Viridiplantae; Streptophyta; Magnoliopsida; Fabales; Fabaceae. The record is from RefSeq and is a predicted model, not a curated record.